Messenger RNA from Kockovaella imperatae, 435 nucleotides. RefSeq lists its product as hypothetical. NCBI's taxonomy places the organism in Eukaryota, Fungi, Basidiomycota, Tremellomycetes, Tremellales, Cuniculitremaceae. The record is from RefSeq and is a predicted model, not a curated record. The transcript has 2 exons. Bases 1 to 435 code for a protein of 144 amino acids.
AUGCACAAGCAUGGAGUGGCUACCAUCUCACACCUUACAUCUGCGUCCGGUACGGCGUCGGCGAAGAGACCAACGACGACAGUGAUUACACCGUACUCGUAUGCGACGAGUAAAAUCGUCAAGACGGCAGUAGCGGCAGGUGUCAUUGUACUCGCAUUAUGCGGAUUGAUGUUGUUUCUCAAGAUCUCCGGCUGGAUCCGAUACCAUCAACGACUUCGCCGACAACGAUACAUGAACACUAUGCUUUUAUCUGAACAACGCACCAACGCGUAUGAGAUUGCAGCGUGGUCGGACGAGCCUGGUACCGCUCCAAUCACAACAGGCGGAGGAACUAGAGAGAAGAGCAAGAAGGAAAAGCGAGGGCUUGAAAGAGCUCAAAAACGGGCCGGAGUAAACGCUCAUGCGAUACAUGAGUGGGAAGGAGUUGCGUCUUGA